Messenger RNA from Anopheles coluzzii, 937 nucleotides. RefSeq names its product 27 kDa glycoprotein-like. Lineage: Eukaryota; Metazoa; Arthropoda; Insecta; Diptera; Culicidae. The transcript is spliced from 6 exons. The record is from RefSeq and is a predicted model, not a curated record. Bases 67 to 834 code for a protein of 255 amino acids.
GAUUAUUCUCCGUCCAGCAGUGGAUUAAAGUAGACGUGAAAUUUGUUUCAUUCCGAAACAGCAACUAUGGUGCAUAUUAAGGCAACACUUUUGGUCAUUUUGGCGCUCACAACAGUGGCGUUCGCCUCACCAAGGUUUGCAAGAGAUGCCGAUUCUUCCUCGGAGGAGUCUGCCGAAACGGGUGAAAUUAUGAAAGAGCUGCAGGAAUUUUGCCGUAACAACAGUGGCUCCGAUGCAGCCUUCGUUACGCUGAUGGAAUCGGCCCAGACCACCUUUACGUGCUUUGUCGGUGCCAUCGAUUUGGACGCGUUCAUGAGCGACCUGUACACGCUGUCGAAUGAAACUCGGUCGACGUUUUUCCCUCGCUACUGUCCUCAGCUGCGGACGGCCUAUAAGUGUACCGAUCAGCUGUUGAAUGAUUUCCGUCCGUGCCUCGAGGAGGAUGACUUCACGAUCGUGCAGGCACUGUCCGGCAUCAUUCCCGAUGCCGUGGAUCUGAUGUGCAAGAAUGAGGGAGAAAUCUUGUUCAAGCUUGAAGAACCAAAGUACGCGGACUGUGUUGCCAAGAUUGGAGACAACUUCAAUGAGUGCAUCAACACGUUCCUCAACGGAACUGAUGACUGGGAUAUCUCUCACCUGAACCAGGAUCAGUGCAACACCCUCACCGGUUUCCGGCAGUGCGUGGAAAGCAAGCUGAGCAUUUGCAAGGCACCGGAACUAAUCAGCGUGUACGAUCUGUUCCACAACACUCUCUUCCGCAUGACGCCGUGCCGUAACUACGUGGAUGUUCCCAAAGUCGUGGUCCUUGAUAACAACGAACUUAACGAGGUUUAGCUCGGUACAAGCGACUUGCUACCAUCGUACUAUCAGGUUUGGGUUUUUUAGAUUAGAGGGGUUUUGUUUCUGUAAAAUAAACAAAAAUGAUUCUGUAUUGAAA